CAAUAAUUAGUUGAGGGCUUCUUCUCUCUCUCUCUAUUUGCAUCCAAAGCAGCACAUAUACUCAUUUUGGUUCAAACCCUAGAUUCUCUUUUUCGGCUGCAUACUUCUUCACUGUGAGAGAGAGAGGAGAGGAGAAAUGGUGUCCGGAUCAGGAGUCUGCAAACGGGUUGUCGUUGUCGAUGCUCGUCACCACAUGCUCGGACGUCUAUCGUCGAUUCUAGCCAAGGAGCUUCUCAAUGGUCAGAAAGUCGUCGUCGUUCGUUGUGAGGAGAUCUGUCUUUCCGGCGGCCUUGUUCGUCAGAAAAUGAAGUAUCUUCGUUUCCUCCGCAAGCGCAUGAACACCAAACCUUCUCAUGGACCUAUCCAUUUCCGUGCCCCCUCUAAGAUCCUCUGGCGUACCAUCCGAGGGAUGAUUCCUCAUAAGACCAAGCGUGGAGCUGCUGCUCUUGCAAGAUUGAAGGUUUAUGAAGGAAUUCCCCCUCCUUAUGAUAAAAUCAAAAGAAUGGUUAUCCCUGAUGCUCUCAAAGUUUUGAGGCUUCAAGCUGGACACAAGUAUUGCUUGUUGGGAAAACUUUCGGCAGAGGUUGGAUGGAACUAUCAUGAAACAAUAAGGGAAUUGGAGGAGAAGAGAAAAGAGAAAGCUCAGGUGGCAUAUGAGAGGAAGAAGCAACUGGCUAAGUUGAGAGUGAAGGCUGAGAAGGCUGCUGAGGAGAAACUCGGCUCUCAGUUAGACAUCCUUGCUCCAGUGAAAUAUUGAAGUCCAUGUUUGUCACUGAUUUUCAAGGGGUGCUGUUGAUCUUAGAAUUAACCUCAUCUCGGUUCUUUGUUGCUGUUUGAAAGACCUAUUUUCUUCAUUGCAUUAUUAUAAAUUUUAGAUUCUGUGCCA
Molecule: messenger RNA, 886 nt
Organism: Impatiens glandulifera
Lineage: Eukaryota; Viridiplantae; Streptophyta; Magnoliopsida; Ericales; Balsaminaceae
Product: 60S ribosomal protein L13a-4
Exons: 5
Coding region: 137-757 (206 amino acids)
Biological process (GO): negative regulation of translation; translation
Cellular component (GO): ribosome; cytosolic large ribosomal subunit
Molecular function (GO): mRNA binding; structural constituent of ribosome
Source: RefSeq, a predicted model, not a curated record